AUAUUGCAAAAAAAAUUUUAACGAAAACUGAGAAUUCUAAAAAAAAUUUAAACGAAACUAAAAACUUAACUCAAAAAAGUACAAAAUUUACAACGAAAACUAUCUAAUUUACAAAAAAACAUAAGACCCCCCAUGAAAACCUAUCCUAGACCUCAUAAAAUGCCCUCUAUAUGCCCUAAAACGGAAUAAAAGUAAAAAAACAGCAAAAUGCAUCGCAUACAACGAAAACCUUCUAGUGAAACUUUAACCAGUGUGGGUAUGGAUAGCACCCUGGACUCGCGUAUGUCUAGUGCUGAAGUACCACAAAUGGAAUUGCUAAAGGUCAAUUAUGUUCACCAAUGCAAAGAGGCGUUUAUGACUAAAACCGGUUCAGUACCCAAUUAUAAUUUUAUGGAAUUUAAAAAAUGUUCUCCACAUACUCUAAGCAACAUAACACACGCCCUACCGGCCGUAACACGUAAGAAUAUAGCCCGGGUAACGGUAAAUCGUCUGGAGGCUCCUAAUAAACCUUUGCCACCACCACCACCCACUGUGGAAUCUUGGCAGUUUUUGCAAAAUUCCAAACGUACUACCAAUUCACCGCCGAAAUUUAUUAAGCCACCUCAGGAAGAAAAGAAUGAUGGUUCUUCUUCAUCCUAUUGUCCCUCGACAUAUGAUGGGGCCUCCGAAUCGGAUGCCACCUUAACGGGAGAUGGUGUUAAGUCUAAUAGUUGGAAUUAUCGCAAUAAAAUGUCGACAUGUGACAUAAGAAGAGAUAUGGCUAGGGCUGGUAUAAAGUCAAGGGCAGAUCGUAUAGCUCGUAUAGAGCGAACAGAGUGUGAGCAUAGUAAACCCGAAAGAGAGCCCGCCAUAGAAAGAACCGCUGAUAGUAAUGUUAAUCCCAAAGAAGCGGUAGCCAAAAUCAAUCAAAUGUUUGAGGCACAAAAACAAAUAAAAAACUUUCCGCCACAACCCAACCGGCCGGCACCAGUGCCCCACAAAGAACCCAAUCGUCGACUUAAACCACCCAACCCGCUUAAAGAUUCCACACAAGUAAGGAGUUCAUUAAACAAGACUAACGAUUGUUCAGAGUGUUCGGAAUGCUCUCAAGAAUCUUCACGCACUAAUUCAUCUUGUUCGGAAAGUUGUUCCCUAAUAAGUCAAGAGACUGUACAAUAUAGGCGCAGUGAAUCUAAAGAUCGUAGAGCGGUAUCACGUAUACCCAAACCUAUACCCGAUAAACACUCCUCACGUACACUAAUACAAAGUAAUAUGCAUAAAACGGAAAGUGAACGCUCGAAAAGAAAUGAUAGAAUACAAAAAUCCAAAUCCAUAGAACAGUUAAGUGAUCUGGAUAAAGAAAGCCAAACGGCACAAGAAAGACACUCUUUGGGUAUAGAUCAACAGCUGCUGAGGAAUACCCGCAUUUCAGUGGGUAAUUAUCAAAAAGCCAAAGUGGAACGAGUGCAUAUACGUAAGAAACGUCAGCCGCUUUUGAUAAUCAAUCAAUUAAAUGAACCAGAAGUGAAACGGAAUGAAGAGGGACAAGUGGAACGUAAAUCAACUUGUGGUUAUAAAAAUUGUAGUUUUGACAAUUGUCCCAUGUCGCCAGCGGAUCAUGAAAAUAAACACAAACCUUUUGAAGAUGACUGCAAUAAAUUGAAACGUUUAUCAUUGGAAAGUAACUCGGAUUCGGGUGUCUCCUCUUCGCAUGACUUUAAAGACGAUAAGAAAAGAUUAUCGCAGCUAAAAAACAUCGAUAAGUGUUCGGAUGUUAAACAAACACAUAAAAAGGCAUUAAAUAAAUCCGAACACUUUGAAAAUUAUGCCUAUGAAAAGUUCAAAACCGAUAAAACCGAAACAAAAGAGCCUAAGAACACGGCAACACAAGUGAAAAUAGUGCAGAGCUCAUUUAACACGCACUACAAUACAGCCGAUCCCAAUGAUGUUAGCAAUUUUGCCAAAAAGAAUCUCACCAAGGCCACUACCAAUGAGGCUUUAAAUAAUUCCUCUUCCCUGGUAAAAACUACAACCAAACAGUGCAACAUAGAAAAUGAGCAAAGAUUGAAAUAUCAAAAUAAUUUACAAACCCCCAGUAAAACUUCAACGACCCAUAUCAAAAUCGAAGACGACUGGGUAAAGGAGGAGGCUGUCGAAAAUCAAGAAGAUUAUAUAGAAUGUGAUUCUUUAAUGAUUACCGAGAAACCCAUAAGAAAACCCAUUAAUAGCAAUGAUAAUGCGGUAAAGAUCUUUGUUAGAAGUUCUCAACAAUCCAAUGAUUUGUGUAGAUCUUCCUGUGCCUCAGCCAACUCUUUUGUUUCACAAACUUCUGUAUGCACACAAAAUUCUACCACCUCCAACAGUUCUUUAACCAGCUCUUCGGCCUCUUCGGUAACCUCUUCGGGUUGUGGUAGUUCUAAUGCUGACAAUCAAUCGCUAUGUGAUUCCGAAAGAGAUUGUUGUUGUCAACUUACCAAUACGGCGGGUAUGUUUUUCAACAGACCCUGUUCGGCUCUUAGUCAUGAACAUCAACGACUAUGUGCCGGCUCUCCUCUAUCUUCUACAGAUGCUAUAAGCGAUAUAAGCAGCUGUGUAACUUGUUCCACAAAUUCCAGUACAGUUAUAUCACCCCUAGCACUAGCUAACACCGUACAAUGUUGCAAUAACAGCAAUGGAGUAUUUUGGAAUAAUUCCUAUAUGUCAAUAGAAGCUCAAGAAGAGAAUAAUUUACCACCUUGCUGCUGCAGUGUAUCAUCAUGUGAUGAUGACAAUUGUUCUUAUUAUGAAGGAGAAAAUAAUAGCAAAGGCACAGGUAAUGAACUUGUUGUGCGCUCUAGAGAAAGUGACAGUACAAAUAGAAUUAAUGAGGGUAGAGUUGGUGGUGGUGGUGUUGCCGGUAGUGACAAAGAGAAUAAAAAGGAGCUAAAUCUUACAUAUCAAAAGCAUCAUACAACACAGCAGCAAAUGCGAAAUCUAUCGUAUCAAAAUCAACAUCCCACACAACAGCAACAUCAAACGAAACGUAAUGUACGCAAUAGUAGUGCUGAAGAGAUAUUAAUACGUAAUCAAUUGUUAAGAAAGACUGAUGUUAUACACGAAUUACGUCCACGAUCUAUGGAUGGUGUUGUAGAUUCGGGUGUAUCAUUAAAUGGUGACAGUAGUUGUGGCCCAGAUUCCGGUGACCAUCUUCAAAAUCAGCAGGACUCCGAGGCCAGACGUUUAAAACGUGGUCAUGUUCUAUGCGAACUUUUAGAAACGGAAAGAAUCUACGUUAGUGAAAUGAGUUCAAUAUUAAAGGGUUACUGCGAUCAAAUGCAUUCGGAGGAAAUGAUCCAUUUAGUACCGGCCAGUCUUCAGGGUAAAGAAGAUAUAUUAUUUGGCAAUUUACAUGAACUCUAUACGUUUCACAAUGAUGUUUUUCUUAAGGAUUUAGAAAAUUGUAUAUCAACCACUGAACUGGUAGCAUUAUGUUUUGUACAAAGGCGUGAUACUUUUUAUCGUUUAUAUUCCUUCUACUGCCAAAAUAUACCACGUUCAGAUCGUCUGCGUGAAACAUUAGUUGAUACUCAUCUCUUUUUACAAGAAUGCCAAAAACGUUUAGGUCACAAGCUUCCCUUGGCGGCCUAUUUACUAAAACCAGUGCAGCGUAUUACCAAAUAUCAAUUGUUACUUAAAGAUCUGUUACGUUUUAGUGAUAGCGGCAGUUGUACCAAAGAAUUACAGAAGGCUUUGGACUGUAUGCUCAUUGUUUUGAAAUGUGUCAAUGAUUCAAUGCAUCAAGUGGCUAUAACGGGAUUUCCGACCGAUUUAUCUCAACAAGGCGAGCUAUUGUUGCAAGAUUCAUUUCAGGUUUGGUCUGAAUCGAAAAAAGACUUACGUCUGCGUAUAAAACCCCAACAAAGACAUAUAUUUUUAUAUCAAAAAUCUAUGUUGUUUUGUAAGCAAACUUCGAAACCGGGCCACAAUAAGAGCACCUAUCAGUUCAAGCAUUACUUAAAGAUGUCACAAAUUGGUUUAACCGAAUCCGUUCGCGGUGAUACAAAACGUUUUGAAGUUUGGUUACAAGGACGUCAAGAAGUUCACACCCUCCAAGCACCCACAAUCGAAAAAAACAAAUGGGUGGCGGAAAUCAAACGAGUCCUUCUCAAUCAACUGGAAGAAUUAAAAGGUGAAAUCAAACAGUACGGUUUAAAUCACAGGGGUCUACGACAAACCACCUCCUGGGAUACGCCCAAUAUAAUAACAGCACAACGUACCAUAAGUUGUGAUGCCUCAUCCGAAUCCUCCAAUCGCAAUUCUAAUUGUAGUAGUAGUGAUGAUAAUUGCAUAACAACGGUCCUGCCUAUAAGUAGUAAUAUGUCGAUGACUUCGGCCGCAAGCACUACAGAUAAAGAGCACAAUGAGGCCUGUGGCUGGAGUUCGGAUUAUUCGAAUAGUGAAGAUGAAAUGUCAAUGAUUGAAGAUAAUAGCACACCGCGUUUCAUAAACUUCCUAGCACCAUGGUCUACCACCAUUACUACUACUACAACUAGCAGUCAUCAUCAUAAUCAUCAACAUCACGACAGUGGUUCAUAUCCACGCAACAGCAAAUCUAAUUCCAAAUUUUAUGUUUCGGUUGAGCACUAAAUUAAUCCAAAAAUAAAAAAAACCAAACAAAUAAUUAAAAAAAAAAAAACGAACAACUAAAACUCAAGUCUUGUUAAAAUGAAUUAAACCAAAACUCUCCAAUCCCCCCAAGUGCAAUAAUUUAUAUUAAAAUAUAAUUAAAAUUUAAGAAGAAAAAAAAUCAAACGAAAACUUAAAAAAAUCAAGUACAAUUUUCAACUGAAAACUUUGUAAGAAAAAUGCUAAAAUUAUGCAAAAACACGGAAAAGUAGUUAAAAUUAUUGUUAAAUUUCUUUUAGCAGUAUUUAUUGUUUAAACAUAUUUUAGAAAAUGAAGCUGAAAUUAGUCAAGUCCCGCAAAAUAAAUAAUGCUCAUAUUUGUAUAUAUUAUUGUGUUUAGAUUAAAUUAAAUGCUAAAAUAAAUAAGUUUAAGAUUUAAAGAAAAAAAUCGUUUAAAAACAAAA
Lucilia sericata (common green bottle fly) is the source of this 5047-nucleotide messenger RNA. RefSeq lists its product as uncharacterized. Gene Ontology annotation, biological process: intracellular signal transduction. NCBI's taxonomy places the organism in Eukaryota, Metazoa, Arthropoda, Insecta, Diptera, Calliphoridae. Gene Ontology annotation, molecular function: guanyl-nucleotide exchange factor activity. Gene Ontology annotation, cellular component: cytoplasm. The record is from RefSeq and is a predicted model, not a curated record.